Morus notabilis is the source of this 2339-nucleotide messenger RNA. Its product is annotated as 30S ribosomal protein S1 homolog A. Bases 150 to 1727 code for a protein of 525 amino acids. The record is from RefSeq and is a predicted model, not a curated record. Gene Ontology annotation, biological process: RNA stabilization. The transcript is spliced from 8 exons. Gene Ontology annotation, molecular function: RNA binding. NCBI's taxonomy places the organism in Eukaryota, Viridiplantae, Streptophyta, Magnoliopsida, Rosales, Moraceae.
GGGAAAACCAAAAACCUCAACCUGUCAAAACGAAAAAAAUAUCAACCAAUUUCUCAAAAUCCCCCCAAGUGUUGUUGUGUUAAGCAGAACAAAGCUUACUCAAUUCUAUGAAGUGCCCAACUUCAUAAAACGAGAAGAAGAAGAAGAAGAUGCAAAUCCUCUGUAAGUGCUCUUUGCUUCCUCUCACCAGUUUCGAUUUUCUUCACAACAACCACACAACAGUUUCAAAAACAACCCCGUUUUGUUGCCCAUUUUCUUCUUCUACGAAUAGGUCGCUUAGAAAUUUAGUUUUCUCCAAGAAAUUUCCAAUUUUGAGGACAACCCACUUCGCCUUUUGCUCUAGAAACGACGUUUUUGAUGGUUUCUCGAGUACCCGUUUUUCCAAUACUUCUGAAGAGGAUGGAGAUAGAGAGAAUGGAGAGCUUGGUUUGCUGGAUAAACCGUUGCCAGUUACUAAAGAGAAUGAUGAGUCUGAUUUAGAAUUAGAAAUGGAUGAUGCGAAAGUCGAAAAGGACGAGGCUUUAGCGCCUUUUCUGAAGUUUUUCAAGGGGACAGAUGAUGGGUUGGAAGGAGGAGUGAAAGAAGAGGAAGGUGAAGUGGGAGUUAUUGAUGAGGCGAGAUGUGUAUUGGAUGAUGAGGAUGAGGAAGAGAGGAAGGUUAAUGUUGAGUAUUACGAGGCGAAACCCGGGGAUUUCGUUGUUGGAGUGGUUGUUUCAGGGAAUGAGAAUAAGCUUGAUGUGAAUGUUGGGGCGGACUUGUUGGGUACAAUGUUGACUAAGGAGGUGCUGCCUUUGUAUGACAAGGAGAUGGAUUACUUGAUGUGUGAUCCGAGUAGCGAUGCCGAGGAGUUUUUUGUGAAAGGAAAAAUUGGAGUUGUGAAGUAUGAUGAGGCUGUGAGUGGGGGGCAGAGGCCGGGAAGGCCGGUUGUGGAGCCUGGGACUGUUUUGUUUGCCGAGGUUCUUGGAAGAACGCUGAGUGGACGGCCAUUGUUGUCGACUAGGCGGCUCUUCCGACGGAUUGCUUGGCAUCGAGUGAGGCAGAUACAACAACUAAAUGAGCCUAUUCUGGUUAGAAUUACAGAGUGGAAUACCGGGGGCCUUCUCACAAGAAUUGAGGGUUUGCGAGCUUUCCUUCCCAAAGCUGAAUUACUGAAAAGAGUGAACAACUUUAGUGAGUUGAAAGAAAAGGUGGGAUGCCAGAUGAGUGUGCUGAUUACUCGAAUAACUGAAGAGAAAAAUGACUUGAUACUAAGUGAGAAGGAAGCUUGGCAAAUGCUAUACCUUCAAGAGGGAACUCUUUUGGAAGGGACCGUUAGGAAAGUUUUUCCAUUCGGAGCCCAAAUAAGAAUAGGCGAAACUAACAGAAGUGGCUUGCUGCAUAUUUCAAACAUCUCCCGGGGCCAAAUCUCUUCAGUCAGUGACUUGCUUGCUGUUGAUGAGAAGGUUAAAGUUCUGGUUGUGAAGUCUAUGUUUCCGGAAAAAAUAUCUCUCAGUAUUGCUGACCUUGAAAGUGAGCCUGGACUCUUUUUAACAAACAAAGAGAGAGUAUUUUCCGAGGCUGAAAUGAUGGCAAAGAAGUACAGGAAAAAGCUACCUACUGUCUUAGCCACAGGUAGGUCCAAAUCACCUCCAACAAGUGAUACUCUAAAUUUUGAGAAUGAAGCAAAGAUGUAUGCGAAUUGGAUGUGGUUUAAAUUUGAAAGGGAUGAGAAUCAAACUGACCCUUAAGGUUGCAUUUUCGAUACCGUGAACAUGGAUUGAGGGAGAGUUCUCCCUUGGCCUUUCCUGCUCCUUGUGUUGCCGAGAAAAGAGAAUGAGCAUUCUUUCAGAAUGAGUUUCUAUUGCAGCAAGAUUACUUGGCCAUUUUGGAGAUUACAGAAAUAGGAUCAGCGGAAUAUUAAGACGAUCACAGUCUACAAAUCAUUUGAUAACCACGUUUGAUCACCCUACUGAGAUGUGUAGUCAUAUCCCUUCUGUUAGUAGCUUUAACUGUACCAUAUUUAAGAUGGAAAUUAUCAUUUUCAUUCAUUUGUAAUGAAUUUAUAAGCUUCAUUUUCCCUUCCCGUUUUUGUACUAGAGUUUUGUUUUUUGUUUUUCAAUUUGAAUUCGGGUUCAAACCCGCGCCCUCUGAAACUCAAGUCUCACACCGCCCAAAGUCGUUUGACCUAGUUGUAAAUUGUAAUAGAGUUUGAGUUGACCUUAAUGCUAGUUUCUCAUAUUGGAUCAGAAUCUAAUUAUUAAAGUUGUCUUAAAGCUUGAGAAACAUACUGUUUAAAUUUUCAAGCUCUUUUCAUUUGAUCCUUGAGUUUACCAACGACCCGUCUGAAAUCUAAAUCAUAU